Molecule: messenger RNA, 566 nt
Organism: Jatropha curcas
Lineage: Eukaryota; Viridiplantae; Streptophyta; Magnoliopsida; Malpighiales; Euphorbiaceae
Product: putative B3 domain-containing protein REM15
Molecular function (GO): DNA binding
Source: RefSeq, a predicted model, not a curated record
CAAGGAAAUUCGCCAGGUCAAAUGGCCUAAACAAAAGAUUUGGCAAGAUUGUUCUUAUGGAUGAAGAAGGAAGAUCGUGGCCUGCGAAUUUAGGGCAAAAGAACGACGGCCAAGCUUACAUUGGACAGGGUUGGACUGCAUUCCGCAAUGCAAAUAAGCUGAAGCCAGGAGAUUCUUUCAUGUUUGAGCUCACUAAGAAAGGGAAGAAGCCUCUACUGAUUAUGAGAUGGAAAACAAAUACUAAGACGAAAAGUGAGCGGUGGACAGAUGCUCCCUUCUUCUAUGCCAUGUUCAGGGCAUCAUCCCUUGAAAGCUAUUGGCUGAAAUUUCCAAGAGAUUUUGUAAAUAAAAAUGAUAUAAUUAGCAAAUGCUCAAAGAUGAUCCUUACAAACGAAGGAGGAAGGUCAUGGACUGUGUCAGUGGGGAGAAAUAACAGUGGUGAAGUUAGUUUAAGGAGUGGCUGGAAUGUAUUUGCCCAGGCCAAUGGCUUAAAAGAGGGAGAUGUUUUCAUGUUGGAGCUUAUUAAGAAAGGAAAGAGCCCUGCAAUGAAAUUUUAUGGUAAUUAA